This is a messenger RNA of Dendrobium catenatum, 721 nucleotides long. RefSeq lists its product as uncharacterized. The transcript has a single exon. Bases 10 to 678 code for a protein of 222 amino acids. The record is from RefSeq and is a predicted model, not a curated record. NCBI's taxonomy places the organism in Eukaryota, Viridiplantae, Streptophyta, Magnoliopsida, Asparagales, Orchidaceae.
AAAACAAAAAUGGAGGACAAAGAUCAGGCAAUCCCUCUCGCACCCCCAACCCGCGACGAGGAAUCGGCCAUCCAAAGCCCCCUCCGCCGCCGCCGCCGCCCCACCCGUCGUUGCGCCCUGUGGUGCUGCGGCAUCUGCGGCACGACCAUCGUCGUUCUCGGCGUCAUCAUCCUCAUCCUCGCCCUCACCGUCUUCAAAAUCAAAGACCCCGAAAUGACCAUGAACAACCUCUACAUAAACCGCCUCUUCGUCCCUGGCCUCGGCACCCUCGACAACCCCACCAUCUCCGUCAACGCCACCCUCACCGCCGAUAUUUCCAUCAAGAACCCUAACGUCGCUUCCUUCCGGUUCCGCAACAGCUCCACCGAGUUCUUCUACGGCGACGAGACCGUCGGCGUCGCCUACGCGCCGGACGGCAACGUGAGGGCGUAUAGGACGGCGAGGAUGAACGUGACGGUGGAUGUUUUGGCGGAUCGGGUGGUGUUGGAUACGAACGCGACGGGAUCGGCUGUGUUCGAUGGGGCGGUGAAUAUGAGCAGUUAUACAGAUAUUGCUGGGCGGGUUAAUGUGCUCGGCGUGUAUAAGUUGAAUAUGGACAUACAUCUUAACUGUAGCUUUACUUUGGAAGUCUACCAGAGGGCUAUCAGCAACAAGGUAUGCUUUGCGUAUGUUCAAUGAUGAUGAUGAUUUUUUUUUUUUUUAAGGGAAAGGGCUGUUGACC